AAAUAACCUGAACUUUGGCCGUAAUGUUACAACUUAAUUGCUAGUGAUUUCGCUUGCACUGAAUUAUCAAGAAAUAUUCGGAAAAUUUCCAAAUGAAGCAGUAACUCUUCACUUUCAAUGGGAAAAAUGCCAGGUUGCUAAGGUCAUCCUGUAGGAAACGCUGGUGAGUAUAUGUACACAUGAGGUGUUCCAGCUGGACUUUUGCCCUAAUUAUUGUGUUUUGUGCAAACGUUUGCAAUAUUCUGGUAGGAUGACAAUUAAAGACCUUCCCAACGAACUGCUGAAAAUCAAAGGACGAGAACCUUUGCCGCAAACCUAUCCAAACCACGUCAACAAUAUGGCAUCUAAGACACACGCCGAACCAUCAUUCAAAAAUUCAAGGGAAACAUCGCAAAAGGUGGAAAGCAACACAGGACCUUUUAUCUUCCUGGGACUAAUAUUUUUAGGCUCUCUUGUGGCAAUGGCUUUUGUUUAUUGGAGUUUUCCCCAGCUAAGACCAGAAGACAAGGCCAGGAUCAAACUUCCCAGAGACAUGGAAGAUGCUAAAGGCUUAGGAAUGGCAUUGUCUAAUUACAAUGAUGAAUAUUUCACUCAAGUUCUUCUAGGAUUUGUCAUUAUUUAUAUUUUCUUGCAGACAUUUGCCAUUCCUGGGUCAAUAUUUCUAAGCAUUUUAUCUGGAUUCUUAUUUCCAUUUCCAUUAGCACUAUUUCUUGUAUGUCUGUGUUCCAGUAUAGGCGCUUCAUUCUGUUAUUUGUUGUUCUACUUGGUUGGUAGACGUCUUGUACAAUAUUACUUGCCUGACAGAGUUGCUCAGUGGUGUGAACAGGUUAACCAUCACAGAGACAACCUCUUAAGCUACAUCAUAUUCUUGCGCAUCACUCCAUUUUUACCCAACUGGUUCAUCAAUAUUUCGUCACCAGUCAUAGGUGUACCACUUCUGCCC
This is a messenger RNA of Orbicella faveolata, 943 nucleotides long. Its product is annotated as transmembrane protein 41B-like. NCBI's taxonomy places the organism in Eukaryota, Metazoa, Cnidaria, Anthozoa, Scleractinia, Merulinidae. Gene Ontology annotation, cellular component: endoplasmic reticulum membrane. The record is from RefSeq and is a predicted model, not a curated record. Gene Ontology annotation, biological process: autophagosome assembly.